AAGGGUCCUCCCUAGUUCCUGUCGCCGUGCGGUUGCUGUUGGGGAGCCGGGAGUGGGCGAGCGGGGGCUCCGGGCGCGCUGUGCCGGGAGUGAGGAUGUCGAGCGGGGGCCGCUGCCCGGACUGUGGCUCCGCGGCGCUCGUGGAAGACUCACACUAUUCGCAGAGCCAGCUGGUGUGCUCCGACUGCGGCUGCGUGGUCACCGAGGGGACCCUAACCACCACCUAUACGGAUGAGGGCAACCUCCGAGAAAUAACAUAUUCUCGAAGCACUGGGGAAAAUGAACAAGUUAGUCGCAGCCAGCAACGAGGUCUUCGCCGAGUGAGAGACCUUUGUCGAGUGCUCCAGUUGCCAUCGACAUUUGAGGACACAGCAAUUGCCUAUUACCAAAAGGCAUUCCGGCACUCUGGCAUUCGUGCUGCCAGGCUGCAGAAGAAGGAGGUGUUGGUGGGCUGCUGUGUUUUAAUCACCUGCCGGCAGCAUAACUGGCCCCUUACCAUGGGGACCAUCUGCACCCUGUUAUAUGCAGACCUGGAUAUGUUUUCUGGCACCUACAUGCAGAUAGUGAAGCUUCUGGGGCUAGAUGUGCCGUCUCUGUGCUUGGCAGACUUGGUGAAGACUUACUGCAGCAGCUUCAAGCUGUUCCAAGGCUCCUCUGUGCCAGCCAAAUAUGCGGAAGACAAAGACAAGAUGCUGUCUCGAACCCUGCAGCUAGUAGAGCUGGCAGAUGAGACGUGGCUGGUGACGGGCCGGCACCCUUUGCCUGUCAUCACUGCAGCGGCUUUCCUGGCGUGGCAGUCUCUGCGGCCUGCCCAUCGGCUAACGUGUUCCCUAGCGCAGUUUUGUAAAGUGGCCAGUGUGGACCUGCCCUACCCUGCUGCCUCCCGCCUGCAGGAACUGCUGGCCGUGCUGCUGCGGAUGGCCGAGCAGCUGGCCUGGCUGCACAUUCUCAAACUGGACAAGCGAUCUGUGGUAAAGCACAUUGGCGACCUUCUCCAGCACCGACACCUGCUCAUCCGCAUGGCCUUUCGGGAAGGGACAGCACAAGUGGAGUCCCAGGAGGAGCUUCAGGGACAACAGCAAAGACGGGAAGAAGAAGAAGUGGGGGACAACCCCUCAGAUGUGCCCAAUGGGAAGCGACCGGCCAGUCCUGCCCUUCUCCUCCCACCCUGCAUGUUGAAGCCCCCAAAGCGGAUCCAUAGCGCAUCCUCCAUCUCCACAGUGACUGGAGAUGAAAACAUUUCUGAUAGUGAGAUAGAGCAGUACUUGAGGACCCCUCAGGAAGUAAGGGACUUUCAGAGAGCCCAAGCUGCUAGCCAGGCUGCUGUGGGCACCCCUAACCCUCCUUGAUGUUCUCCAGUUGGGCCUACUUGAUCUUGUUCUGAGCAGCAUAGUAGGCCUGUGAUAUCACAGGAAGUAAGUGUAUGUAGCCUUGAAUAUUGUCUCGUUUGAAGGAACCAGAGGGGUCCACUUAGCUGGUCCUCAGGUCCUGGAGUAGGAAUUGGGAGGAACAAGUUGCAAAUGUCUUACAUUUUGUGGGGUGGCUUUUUCCCUGAAACUCUUAAUGGAAAAUACUACUCUCUCCUGCCCCAGUUUGAAUCACUCUGCUCUCGUGGCAUUCCCAGUGAUACCAACCAUCCGAGAAGCAGUAGCUAUGUCCAUUCUAGGCACCUCUUGUGUGUAUGGUGUUACGAGAUCCUCUAGCUCUUUAAGAAUUGACUGGGCUGGGAAUGUGGCAGAGUGGUAGAGUGCCUGCCUCGUAUACAUGAA
Messenger RNA from Perognathus longimembris pacificus (Pacific pocket mouse), 1769 nucleotides. It is a transcript of the gene Brf2, whose product is annotated as BRF2 RNA polymerase III transcription initiation factor subunit. The record is from RefSeq and is a predicted model, not a curated record. The transcript is spliced from 4 exons. Gene Ontology annotation, cellular component: nucleus; transcription preinitiation complex. NCBI's taxonomy places the organism in Eukaryota, Metazoa, Chordata, Mammalia, Rodentia, Heteromyidae. Bases 96 to 1349 code for a protein of 417 amino acids. Gene Ontology annotation, biological process: transcription initiation at RNA polymerase II promoter; transcription preinitiation complex assembly. Gene Ontology annotation, molecular function: TBP-class protein binding; RNA polymerase II general transcription initiation factor activity.